Molecule: messenger RNA, 1297 nt
Organism: Panthera uncia (snow leopard)
Lineage: Eukaryota; Metazoa; Chordata; Mammalia; Carnivora; Felidae
Gene: CALHM6
Product: calcium homeostasis modulator family member 6
Exons: 2
Coding region: 267-1220 (317 amino acids)
Molecular function (GO): monoatomic cation channel activity
Source: RefSeq, a predicted model, not a curated record
UGCGAGAGAGAAGUCACCAGGGGUCCUGCGGACGUCAAGGGUGUGUGUUGGCCACAGCUGCUCUGCCUGAAAUAAGAAAGCGAAAGCUCACGGAGCCUGGAGAGGACCUUUCCCCCUGUCCGGAAGCUGCUGCUUCGCAGAGUGGGAAGCCCUAGACCUCAGUCCACCCAAACCACUGCAAGCGCAGGGCAGUGAAAAGUGCAGGGCGGUGAAGAGGCAGAAGCAUCCGGGCCCGGCCAGGGCGCCCCGUCCACGGCACGAGGCCCAUGGAUAAGUUUCAGGCGGUGCUAAACUUGCACCUGCAGCAUCCCCGCGCGCUGGGCUACGGCCUGGUGACGCUCCUGACGGCGGGCGGGGAGCGCCUGUUCUCCGUCGCGGUGUUCCAGUGCCCCUGCAGCGCCGCCUGGAACCUGCCGUACGGCCUGGUCUUCCUGCUGGUGCCCGCGCUGGCGCUCUUCCUGCUGGGCUACGUGCUGAGCGCGCGCACCUGGCGCCUGCUGACCGGCUGCUGCGCGCGCGGCGCCCGCCCCGGGGGCUGCGGGCCGCGGCUGCGGGCCGCCCUGGUGUGCGUGCAGCUCAGCGCCACCGCCGCCGUCGCGCCGCUCACCUGGGUGGCCGUGGCGCUGCUCGGGGGCGCCUUCUACGAGUGCGCGGCCAGCGGGAGCGCCCCACUGGCGCGGCUGCUGUGCCGGGGCCGCGACGCCGCCUGCGAGGCCCAGCUGCCGCUGGCGCCCUGCCACCAGGCCCGGGCGCCCGACGCGCAGGACCUCCUGAAGGAGCUCAAGGCCCAGUCUCAGGUGCUGGGCUGGAUCCUAAUCGCAGUUGUUAUCAUCUUCCUUUUGAUUUUUACAUCUAUCAUCCGAUGCCUAUCUCCAGUUAGUUUUCUGCAGCUGAAAUUUUGGAAAAUCUAUUUGGAACAGGAGCAGCAGAUCCUUAAGAGUCAAGCCACAGAGCAUGCGACAGAAUUGGCCAAACAGAAUGUUAAAUGUUUCUUUGAGUGCUCACAUCCGAAGGAGUACAAUACCCCAAGCAUUAGAGACUGGCAGCAAAUUUCAUCACUAUAUACUUUCAAUCCAAAGGAGCAGUACUAUAGCAUGUUGCACAAGUAUGUUCAUAGAACAGAGAAGAGUGAGAGCAUCAAAUCUAAAGAAGGAGAUACAGUGAUUCCCAUUCUUGGCUUUGUGGAUACACCUGGAAUGCACACUACUGCUGACUUAUGACCUUAUUAAUGGAUAUGAGGAAAGUUCUUUUGAGUUAUCGCUUCGUUUUUAAAAAAUAAACUUUGGUAUUUUUGUGA